UGCGUCAUCAGCAGAUGCCGUCCAUCAUGGCGGCUCCCAGCUGCAGGUGUCUCUCACCGUGAGGUUGUUCGAGGUUCGGUGACGCAGGAUGAGAUGAAGAACUUACCUGUCUGAGUUCUUGUAGACAGUGACCUGCUGUAGCAGUCUGUCUCACAUGGAUCUGGAAGAAGCUUCUGACUGACACCGUCUCAUGAAGAGGAUGGUCAGAGUUUCCCUUCAUUUUCUUGAUUUCAUGUGAAAUCCUUCUUUGCAUCAUCAUCAUGUCCAGAGUUUUCACAAUAAAAGUCAAAUAAAUCAAUCAAAAUGCUUUUCCUCCAGUGAGGACAGAUGCAGUUUGUCUCCUGGCUGAACAGAAACACCUGUCCUCCACCUGUGUCCUCUGUAGCUAUGAGUGUGAUGUCAUCAGCGAUGCGUGCUGCGAGGCUUCUCCGGAGCUCCGCCCCCCUGCUCACCUGGCCUCAGAGCAGCCGACUGGCCUCCAAGCAGGUCAAAGGUCAGAGGAAGGAGCAGAAGAAGCUCAAAGUGGACAAACAGGAAGUGGAGAUCAGACAGGGCAUGACGGCGGCGGCGCUGGCGGUGGCCAUGAACAGAGACUUUGACCACGUUCUGGAGGCGCUGCUCAACACGCCGGCGGACCUGGACUCGCUCCGGCCCGACUCGGUUCUGGAAGACAGCUGGAUCAAGGAGGCGGUGAUCCGGUCCGGGAUGAAGUUCAGAUGGGCCAAGCUGAGCGAGAGCCGAGAGCGGCCCAACAGAGACGCCCAGAGGAGGCCCCCCGCUGACCCCGCGCUCCUGGUGAGUCGCCCCCCGGUGGUCACCAUCAUGGGUCAUGUGGAUCACGGGAAGACGACGCUGCUGGACAGCCUGAGGAAGAGCCAGCUGGUCGCCAUGGAGGCCGGCGGCAUCACGCAGCACAUCGGAGCCUUCCUGGUCCAGCUGCCCACCGGGGAGCGGAUCACCUUCCUGGACACGCCGGGCCACGCCGCCUUCUCCUCCAUGAGGGCCCGCGGCGCCAACGCCACCGACAUCGUGGUGCUGGUGGUGGCGGCCGACGACGGCGUCAUGAACCAGACCGUGGAGUCGGUCCAGCACGCCAAGAACGCCAAAGUCCCCGUCAUCGUGGCGGUGAAUAAGUGUGACAAGCCGCAGGCCGACCCCCAGCGGGUGAAGCAGGAGCUGCUGGCGCACGGCGUCGUCUGCGAGGAGUUCGGCGGCGACGUUCAGGCCAUCCAUGUCUCGGCUCUGAAGGGUGACAACCUGCAGGCUCUGGCCGAGGCCACGGUGGCACUGGCCGAGGUUCUGGAGCUGAAGGCGGACCCGGACGGCCCGGUGGAGGCCGUCGUUAUCGAGAGCCGAACCGACAAAGGCAAAGGCCCCGUGACUACGGCCAUCGUCCAGCGGGGGACGCUGCGGCGCGGCUGCGUUCUGGUGGCCGGCCGCUGCUGGGCCAAGGUCCGCUUCCUGUUCGACGAGAACGGGUGCGCGGUGCCGGAGGCGGCGCCGAGCGCGGCGGUCCAGGUGGUCGGAUGGAAGGAGCUGCCGUCUGCCGGAGAGACGGUGCUGGAGGUGGAGUCGGAGCAGCGGGCCAGAGAGGUGGUGGAGUGGAGGAGCCACCGGGCGGGGCAGCAGAAGCUGCUGGAGGAGCAGAGCGCCAUCCAGCUCAAGCAGCAGCGCCAUCUGGAGGAGUACCGGCGGGAGCGCGAGCCGCUGGCCCACCUGAGCUGGCGCCAGAGGAGGGCGGAGCUGUACCGGGCCCACAAGAUCCGCUUGUCUGUGCGGCCCAGCGAGCGGACGGAGAGCGACGAGCUCGGCCUGCCGCUCGUCAUCAAAGGUGAUGUGGACGGGUCGGUGGAGACGCUGCUGAACGUCCUGGACGGCUACGACGCCCAGGACGAGUGCCGGCUGGACGUGAUCCACUUCGGCGUCGGCGACGUCUCGGAGAACGACGUCAACAUGGCCGCCGUGUUCGGAGGGUCGGUUUACGGCUUCAACGUGGCGGCGAGCCGCGGCGUGACGCAGCUGGCGGCGCGGAGGGGCGUGGCCCUGCGGCUGCACCGCGUCAUCUACCAGCUGGUGGAGCAGCUGCGCCACGAGUUGAGCAGCAAGCUGCCGCCGCAGCGCCACCACAGCACCGUGGGUGAGGCGACGGUCCUCGCCGUCUUCGACGUCUCUGUGGGGAAGAAGAAGGUUCUGGUGGCCGGCUGCCGGGUCCAGAAGGGCCAGCUGGACCGCCGGCUGAAGUUUAGGCUGAUCCGAGGACGAGACACGGUGUGGGAGGGUUCUGUGUCGGCGCUGAAGCACCAUAAAGACGACGUGGCGACGGUGAAGGCGGGGAUGGACUGCGGCGUGUCGGCGGACGGCGAGGUGGACUUCAGCACCGGUGAUGUCAUCGAAUGCUUUGAGGAGCAGGAAGUUCCUCGGGUCACUUCCUGGGACCCUGGGUUCUGACCGGACCGGUCCCUGAGACUGAGAAACGACUCGGUUUGGUUCUGAAACAUUUUAUUAAUAUUUCAUAAAAACAAAAUCUGAUCAUCGAUUCACAUGUUCGAAUAAACGAUUCCAACAUCCA
This is a messenger RNA of Xiphophorus couchianus (Monterrey platyfish), 2569 nucleotides long. RefSeq names its product mitochondrial translational initiation factor 2 (gene mtif2). Gene Ontology annotation, cellular component: cytoplasm. The transcript has 14 exons. Gene Ontology annotation, biological process: translational initiation. Gene Ontology annotation, molecular function: translation initiation factor activity; GTPase activity; GTP binding. The coding region runs from base 328 to 2448 and encodes 706 amino acids. The record is from RefSeq and is a predicted model, not a curated record. NCBI's taxonomy places the organism in Eukaryota, Metazoa, Chordata, Actinopteri, Cyprinodontiformes, Poeciliidae.